Molecule: messenger RNA, 4425 nt
Organism: Ictalurus punctatus (channel catfish)
Lineage: Eukaryota; Metazoa; Chordata; Actinopteri; Siluriformes; Ictaluridae
Product: fibroblast growth factor receptor 1-A
Exons: 18
Coding region: 778-3255 (825 amino acids)
Biological process (GO): positive regulation of kinase activity; positive regulation of cell differentiation; protein phosphorylation
Cellular component (GO): signaling receptor complex; membrane
Molecular function (GO): fibroblast growth factor receptor activity; ATP binding; fibroblast growth factor binding
Source: RefSeq, a predicted model, not a curated record
UUUUUGGAGCUUCACACCGCGGUGGGGGAGGAACGCGGACAGGAGGAAAGUAAAGCAAGCGAGAAAGAGAGAAAUAUCACUCCGGGAUGCGAACGUAAGAGUUUUUCGCUUUCUCAGUCUCUCCGGACGCGGAAAAGAAAAAGAAGAAGAAGAAAAAAAAGAACCCCACCAGAGUUUGGCUUUCUUCCUUUUUCUUUAAAUGUUUUGUAUCUGUUCCGUAGUUUGAACUGGAUACUUCUGAAGGGGAUUUACGAUCAAAGAAGCGGUAAAAGUUUUUUUUCCCCCCUUCCUUUCUUUCCUUCCAUCUCCUGCUUUUCUCUCGAGGAGAGCAAACCGCGUCCAGAGAGGGGGGAAAAAAAGAAGGAAAGAAAAAGAAAGGAGGAAGAAAAAAAAAAGGAAAAAAGAAAAAGCACGGGUGGAAUUCUCAGCAGUGGAAAGGUAGCCUGUAACCUGGCGAGUCCUUAAAUCCAAACUCGUACACGCUUUGGAUUUGCGAUAACAUUUUGUUAUCGACAAACACAACACACCUUUUUUUGUUUUGUUGUUGUUGUUGUUGGGGUCCCCCCCCUCACCUUUUUAUUUUUUAAUUAAAAAAAAAAUCUGUAGAGCCGAAUAGAGAACGAAAGAUAAUACGGAAAUAAAUAACCUAACUUUCUUCUUUCAACUUCUUCUACAACGCCUGGAGAAGAAGAAACAUUACCUCAGAGGGGAAGAACUGAUGUCCUAGCUGUGUUUAUGGAGAGCUGCUCCAGGCAACGAGCUCUGUUGUAGAGGAGCAUGAUGAAGAACACAAUGAAGGUCAUGCUGCUGCUGUUCUCGGUUCUUCUAGCCCAGCCUCUGCAGGGCCGCAGCAGGCCGGCCAGCCCAGAGCAAGUUGCCCUGUUAGAAACCGCUGUGUACACCUUGUACGAGGGAGAUAAGCUGGAGUUGAAGUGUAGGAGUAAAGAAGAGCCUCAGGAGGUGAGCUGGACCAAGGACCAAGUUCUCCUCGCUGACGGGGAACACACUCAUCUACGCAACGGUCAGCUGGAGAUCGAGGGCGUGGAACUAGCCGACUCGGGCCUUUACGGCUGCUUUGCCCGAGGCCCUGCAGGCAACCACACGGAGUAUUUUAACGUCAAUGUCACGUAUGCCCUGGCUUCAUCUGAAGAUGACGACGACGACGACGAGUCUUCUUCAGAGGAAACGAAGCAGUCCAGCAGCCAGAAGUUACUCUCAAACAGCCAAGAGCUAUCGCCAACGGCUCCGGAGUGGGCUCAGCCUGAUAAGAUGGAGAAGAAGCUCCACGCCGUUCCAGCCAGCAGGACCGUCAGAUUCCGCUGCCCGUCCAUCGGUAACCCGACACCCACGCUCAAGUGGCUGAAAAACGGCAAGGAGUUUAAGAAAGACCAGCGAAUAGGAGGCUUUAAGCUGCGAGAGAGCUUGUGGGCGAUCAUAAUGGACUCGGUGGUGCCCUCAGACAAAGGCAACUACACCUGCGUGGUGGAAAAUAAGUACGGCAGCAUCAACCACACCUAUCAGCUAGACGUCGUUGAGCGUUCGCCUCACAGGCCCAUCCUCCAAGCCGGACUGCCUGCUAAUCGUACGGCAGUGGUGGGCAGCGAUGUGGAGUUCGAGUGCAAAGUCUUCAGUGACCCGCAACCGCACAUCCAGUGGCUCAAACACAUCGAGGUCAACGGCAGCAAAGUGGGAGAAGAUGGUCUGCCCUACGUCAAAGUCUUAAAGACGGCAGGCGUGAACACCACGGAUAAGGAGAUGGAGGUGCUGCAGCUCAAGAAUGUGUCUUUAGAGGACGCUGGGGUGUACACGUGCUUGGCUGGCAACUCUAUCGGCCAUUCCCAUCACUCUGCAUGGUUGACUGUCUAUGAAGCCUUGCCUCCAACCCCGCUGCCCAACCAGACCUACCUGGAGGUGCUGAUCUACUGCGUGGGAUUCUUCCUCAUCUGCGUGAUGGUAGUGAUCGCCGUGCUGGUCAAGAUGCACAGCUCGGCCAAGAAGAGCGACUUCAACAGCCAGAUGGCCGUGCACAAGCUGGCCAAGAGCAUCCCACUGCGCAGACAGGUAACAGUGUCUGUGGACUCGAGCUCUUCCAUGCACUCUGGGGUGAUGCUGGUCAGACCGUCACGUCUCUCCUCAAGUGGCUCCCCCAUGCUGUCUGGAGUGUCGGAGUAUGAACUGCCUCAGGACCCACGCUGGGAGCUGCCCCGAGACAAGCUGGUCCUCGGGAAGCCUCUGGGUGAAGGCUGCUUCGGCCAGGUGGUUAUGGGAGAGGUUCUAGGGAUGGACAAAGACAAACCUAACCGUGUUACCAAAGUGGCUGUCAAGAUGCUCAAAUCUGAUGCUACAGAGAAGGACCUGUCAGAUCUUAUCUCUGAAAUGGAGAUGAUGAAAAUAAUUGGCAAACACAAAAACAUAAUCAACCUGCUGGGAGCCUGCACACAGGAUGGUCCUCUUUACGUCAUUGUGGAGUACGCCUCAAAAGGGAACCUGCGCGAGUACCUGAGGGCCCGUCGGCCUCCUGGUAUGGAGUACUGCUACAACCCAGACCAGGUUCCUGUCGAGACAGUGUCCGUCAAAGACCUGGUGUCCUGCGCCUACCAGGUGGCACGUGGCAUGGAGUACUUGGCAUCCAAAAAGUGUAUCCAUAGAGACCUGGCGGCACGUAAUGUUCUCGUGACUGAGGACAAUGUGAUGAAGAUAGCAGACUUUGGCUUGGCCAGAGAUAUCCACCAUAUUGAUUACUACAAGAAAACCACUAAUGGCCGAUUGCCAGUGAAGUGGAUGGCUCCAGAGGCACUGUUUGACCGCAUCUACACCCACCAGAGCGACGUGUGGUCUUUUGGGGUGCUGCUCUGGGAGAUCUUCACUCUGGGUGGUUCUCCGUAUCCUGGUGUCCCUGUCGAGGAGCUGUUCAAAUUGCUGAAGGAGGGCCACCGCAUGGACCGCCCCUCCACAUGCACCCACGAACUAUAUAUGAUGAUGAGGGACUGCUGGCACGCUGCACCAUCUCAGAGACCUACCUUCAAACAGCUUGUGGAAGACCUGGAUCGCACGCUCUCAAUGACGUCGAACCAGGAAUAUCUGGACCUGUCAGUCAGUCUGGACCAGUACUCUCCCAGCUUUCCAGACACACGCAGCUCCACCUGUUCCUCCGGCGAAGACUCUGUGUUUUCCCACGAGCCCAGCGCCGACGAACCCUGCCUGCCUAAAUUCCCCCCAAAUCCUAACCGCGUAGUGUCGUUCAAAAAGCGCUGAGCACCCUUCACUCGCUUCUAAGCUGGACUUCAUCCAUGGACUGUAGAAGGUAACGCUUCUUAAGGACAGCACACAAUACACAACGGAUGAGGACGGUUUAGGACGUGGCUCGCAUUAAGACUUCAAAGCAUUUGACUAAUCAUUUACAGACCCACUCUAUAGGGCACUUGGGACAAAUCUGAGCAUCUAAAUGGAUAGACUUUUUUGGAUCCAUCUCCCUCAUCUGGACUUAAACAGAAGCCAAAAGAAGUGGAAUUGGGAUAUAAAUGCUGAAUGUUACACACAUUUGGAUAUUUUUAAAAAAAAUUUUUAUUUGUUUCCAUUUCAAAUGAACAAGGAUCUUUCUCCACCACCCUCACUCACACGGAGACACGGCUCCUUCAGAAAGCGUACUUCAUUUACAGGACUGUCACAAAGUAUUCUAACAAAUGGAUUGUUACAAUAGUAAAGUCAUUUGGUUCAAAUGACAUUCUUGUAAAUACAGUUAGAAAUUUAUAAAUAUGAAUAUAUAUAUUUACGCUCUACUUUUAUCUUUAUUACAUUAAUUGAUUUUGUGGCUUUUUUUUGUAUCUGGAUGUCCAGUGGUUCAUUUAGGGGCAUUUCUGGAAAAGGGGAAAAGCAUUUGUCCACAUAAAAAUAUGCUAAUAUUCUAUGAAUUGAUAGCAGGCCAGUUUUUUUUUGUUUUGUUUUUAUUGAUAUUGAUGGUUUUUGUUGUUGUUCUUGAUGUUUUUUUUUUGUUGUUGUUGUUGUAUACUCUUGAUGGUGGUAAGCUAAUGUAGCUCGGGGCCGCUGCUAGCUUCUCAAUGGCAUUCACUACAUCCUCAAGACUAGUUAAGCUAAGUAAUCGUACGUUAUUUUUAGUAGAAAUCAUUCCCAUGUGUUAACGGUUGCUUCUGUAUUAAAAGUAGCCUCAGAAUGGUACUUUUUAAUGUUGUUGAGGUUUAUUUAAUUAAAGAAAAAAAAAGAAAGAAGGAAAACACGCAAACACACCCCAGAAAUUGCGACUUGAGAUGUGCCUUGGGAACUGUAACAUGUUUCGACUUCCAUGUAAUGGAUUGACUGUGUAUAAAAAUUAAAAGCUGCCGUUCCCGUCUUGAGGGGGAAGGAAUUGCGGAUCACUUAUGUCACUGUAAAAGCAUUAUGUUAAAUAAAAAGCUAUUGAAAAACGAA